Molecule: messenger RNA, 4538 nt
Organism: Hylaeus volcanicus
Lineage: Eukaryota; Metazoa; Arthropoda; Insecta; Hymenoptera; Colletidae
Gene: Khc
Product: kinesin heavy chain
Exons: 13
Coding region: 383-3307 (974 amino acids)
Biological process (GO): microtubule-based movement
Molecular function (GO): ATP binding; microtubule motor activity; microtubule binding
Source: RefSeq, a predicted model, not a curated record
UAGAAAACCAAAGUACAAGGAAAAUACUUCUCACCGUGGCUUAGUCUGCGCCAGUAGUAAUGCAUUAGAAAGUAAACGCGUUCGCGAAGUAACCUAUUCGUCCAUGCUCCUCGACCGAUUCACGACAAGUACGAUCGCCGAUUCUCACCACCUUUGCACACGCAAAUCAAGCCCAGCCGCAAAAUCGUCGAGCAAAGGCAGCCAUCUUUGCUGGCUCCAAAACGGGCUGUGGUUUGUGACAGAGAGACGUUAGUGGUAUCUUGAUGCGGUUCAACCGACCAUCCCGUCGCCUAUGCACUCUACGAAAGUUCGGAAAUCAUUUUUAAGCGCGGUUAAAUAGGGGAAUUGAGGAACUCGUGUCACGAAUUCGUGCUACCAAAAUAUGGCAAUGGAGACGCCGAAGGAGCGUGAGAUCGCCGCGGAGGAUAGUAUCAAGGUAGUCUGUAGGUUUCGACCUUUGAACGACUCCGAGGAAAGGGCUGGCUCGAAGUUUAUCGUUAAAUUCCCUUCCGGCGGCGAAGAGAAUUGCAUCUCCAUUGGGGGAAAAGUAUAUCUUUUUGACAAAGUAUUUAAACCAAAUGCUACUCAAGACAAAGUAUAUAACGAAGCGGCUAGAUCAAUUGUCACAGACGUAUUGGCUGGAUACAAUGGCACUAUUUUUGCAUACGGUCAAACAUCUUCGGGAAAAACGCACACGAUGGAAGGUAUUAUCGGAGAUCCAAAUAAACAGGGUAUUAUUCCCAGAAUUGUUAACGAUAUUUUCAAUCACAUCUACGGCAUGGAAGAAAACUUGGAAUUUCAUAUCAAAGUCUCAUAUUUUGAAAUCUAUAUGGAUAAAAUCAGAGAUCUUCUCGAUGUGUCUAAAGUAAAUUUAAGCGUACACGAAGAUAAGAAUCGAGUUCCAUUCGUGAAAGGUGCAACAGAGCGAUUUGUAUCUAGUCCCGAAGAAGUAUUCGAGGUAAUAGAGGAAGGAAAAUCUAUUAGACACAUCGCUGUAACUAAUAUGAAUGAGCACAGUUCGCGUUCUCAUUCCGUAUUCUUAAUAAACGUGAAACAAGAAAAUCUGGAAAAUGAAAAAAAGCUUUCUGGAAAAUUGUAUCUUGUUGAUUUGGCUGGUUCCGAGAAGGUUUCCAAGACGGGGGCAGAGGGCACCGUGUUGGACGAAGCAAAAAAUAUUAAUAAAUCCUUAUCGGCGCUUGGCAAUGUAAUUUCAGCUUUAGCCGAUGGAAACAAAACUCACAUUCCUUAUCGUGAUUCAAAGUUGACUCGAAUUCUACAAGAAUCUCUCGGUGGCAAUGCUAGAACUACGAUUAUUAUUUGUUGCUCGCCAGCUAGUUUUAACGAAUCAGAAACAAAAUCGACCUUAGACUUUGGUAAACGUGCCAAGACUAUCAAGAACGUUGUCUGUGUCAACGAGGAAUUGACAGCUGAAGAAUGGAAACGUCGCUACGAGAGAGAAAAAGAGAAGGCAGCUAGGUUGAAAGGAAAAGUUGAGAAAUUGGAGGCUGAAUUAUCGCGUUGGCGACAGGGUGAAACGGUUAAUCCCGAGGAACAAGUUAAUUUGGUAGAAGCGCAAGACGUUAUAACGCCAAUUCACAUUUCCAUUGAAGGUAAACUUGACGAUGGUCCGAUGCCAGCAACUCCUGGUGGCAGCCUGAUGGCAGGCUCUUUAUCCAACGAAGAAAGACAAAAACUGGAAGAGGAACGAGAAAGACUUUAUCAACAAUUGGAUGACAAGGAUGAGGAGAUUAACCAACAAUCGCAAUACGUCGAGAAGUUGAAAGAACAAAUGGAAGAACAGGAGGAAUUAAUCGCCAGUGCAAGACGAGAUUACGAGCAACUCCAACAAGAAAUGAACCAAAUACAACUAGAAAACGAAAGCGCCAAGGAAGAAGUUAAAGAAGUUUUGCAAGCACUGGAGGAACUUGCAGUUAAUUAUGACCAAAAAUCGCAGGAGGUUGAAGGGAAAAAUAAAGAACAGGAAGCUUUGAUGGAAGAGCUUCUAACUAAACAAACAGCAUUGAACACUACUGCUUCCGAAUUGCAACAACUACGAGACAUGUCUGCGCAUCAGAAGAAACGCAUCGCGGAAAUGUUAGCGAAUUUAUUGAAAGAUUUGGGCGAAAUUGGAGUUGCUAUUGGCGGCGAUGAAAAUUUGAAGGUUGCGCCGGAAAGCAAUGGUAAACUCGAAGAAGAAUUCACAGUGGCGAGACUUUUCAUUAGCAAAAUGAAAUCAGAGGUGAAGAAUUUAGUACAACGUUGCCAGGGAUUGGAAAGUUUCCAAGUGGACUGCAACAAGAAAGUUUCUGAAUAUGAAAAAGACUUGGCCGAUUGUCGUUUAUUAAUAUCGCAACACGAAGCUCGUAUGCAGACAUUAACGGAAUCGAUGAAAGUAGCGGAAACGCGAAAACGCGCUUUAGAAGAGGACGUCGAUGCUCUACGCGAAGAAUGCGCAAAGCUGAAAGCUGCGGAGCAAGUACAAGCUGUCACGAAUAAGGAAAAAGCUGAAGAAAAGGAAGCAGCGACAAAGAUGAGAGUGGCACUGGAAGAACAAAUGGAUCAAUUGCGGGAUGCUCAUCAGAAACAGGUUGCUGCGCUCCGAGACGAACUAUCUGAAAAGCAAGAAUUAAUCGGUGAACUGAAAGAUUUGAAUCAGAAAUUCACGUUAGCUCAUCAACAAAUGCAAGCCGAUUACGAACGACUGAAACAAGAAGAAGCAAACAAGUCCGUUAAACUACAAGAACUAAUCUUGCUUAACGAACGCCGGGAACAAGCACGAAAAGAUCUCAAAGGUCUGGAGGAGACGGUAGCCAAAGAACUUCAAACGUUGCACAACUUGCGCAAACUAUUCGUCCAGGAUCUCCAGUCUAGAAUAAAGAAAACUAUGAAUGCGGAAGAUAACGAAGACGACGGCGGAUCGCUUACGCAAAAACAAAAGAUUUCCUUUUUGGAGAACAAUUUAGAUCAGCUUACAAAGGUUCACAAGCAACUCGUGAGGGACAACGCCGAUCUUCGUUGCGAAUUGCCCAAGCUUGAGAAGAGAUUGCGAGCUACAAUGGAGCGCGUGAAAGCCCUCGAGACAGCAUUGCGAGACGCCAAAGAAGGCGCAAUGCGAGAUCGUAAACGCUAUCAAUUCGAGGUAGAUAGAAUCAAGGAAGCUGUAAGACAGAAGAGUCUGGCCCGUCGCGGACCAAUUCCACAGAUUGCUAAACCGAUUAGAGCUGGUCAACAUCAUAUAACCAAUGUUAACCAAUGUAUGAUUAGAACAGGAAAUCGUGAUAUGGGUAACAACGUACAGCGAUCGUGAGCAUAAUGCCAAACCCUUCACUUUUACAGAAAACACAUGCAAGAACGCUUUCAUCGAUGAAAACAAAAGAGUUCCAGAGACUCUGAUUCAAUUACAAUAGUAAGGGCAAUAGACGUAUAAUAUAUCCGCAAGGAGCACCGCCAGUUCUUUUUAUUUGUCUCGAAACAAGCAUGUGCUUGGGUAUAUUCAGACAAGUGCAUUAAGUUAUGAAGUUAGCGCUGCAUGUCCUAUCGAUUUGUAAAUAGUUAAUUUUUAUAAAUUAUUUAAUUUAAUAUUAUGCACGAUAAAUAAAGGUGAAUGUCUGUCAAAUAAUCACGCAAAGGCCUCUCGUAUAAAAUACUUUGAUUAUUUUAUACUACUAUGUCCUAUUCCAAAUAUUUCAUCAUCUUGAAAGGAAAAAAAUUAAAUGAAUUCCGCUUAUCGCAAGAUAACGACUAAAUUUUUCAGAUUCACUCUGAUAUAAUUUGACUGGCUUGUAUGUAGUAGUUUUAUCGAAUCUGCUAUAAAGCAUUAAAAUUUUUGAAUAAAGGAGGCAGUACUAUUAAAGAUUUGGUAGGUAUCGCUAACGUGAGAUGCGAUUGGACAUGCGGCCUUGAGAAAAUUGUAGAAAUGAUCGUGGCUUAUAAGUAUUUAUAAUUGUAAGAAUUCUCUCCAUUGCUAUUAACAAAUUUGCGACGACAGAUAACUCGAGAUCUUUCUGACGAGGGCCCGCUUAACCGAGAGAGUUAAGUUUGUUGGCUUCUCUAACUGAUUACCAAGGUCCACGAACCAACGGCUUUACGAGAGAAUAUUUUCGACAGGACAAUUUCAUCCCAACCUUCAUUCACGUUUACUUUAUACUAAUUAUAGUCCAGUUUUCAUUGCAUCGAUCUUUAUAUAAUCAUUUAAUUUAAAUUAAUUUAUUAUCGCUUAUUUUGUUUAUAUCAGAGGCUUUUUAUACUACAUUUAAAGUUCGCAGCCCAACGAAAUUGGUCUGUAGGAGAGUCUUUUGUCUUAGAUAAACAAUUUAGUUUACGUUUCUUCGUUAUUGAGCUCGUGCUCAGAAGUUACCUAAAUGUAUACUGUACGUCUAAUUGUGAGCUGUUGCACAGGUCUGCUUAAGUUCCUAAAACCUGUUGCAGGCCACGGAUAAUUCGCUCGCAACACAUUGUUUCUCUGAAUGCAUCGUACACACAAGUGCAUUUUCUUUUUUCCUUUUUUUCUUUUUAAUAAACUCUGUUCUCUAUCUGUA